AUGUCUGACUUAAAACAAGCCCUUAAAGAUAAUCCAAGAAAUGCUUUGGAACCAUAUAUAGUUGGGCUUCAAAGCGACUCGAAGAUUACUCGUAGACAGGCUCUUAAGAAAAUAAACGAAGAACUUUUCGAAAACCCCUUAAAUGAAGACUGUGAUCUGACAUGUGUAUUUCCAGAAAUUUAUGCUUACAUUUUAAAGAGUUUUUCUGAUACUUCUGAAGCAUGCCGAGAGUGUGCCAUUGCUAUCAUAUCAAAUUUUAUAAACCGACUACCUCUAAAUGAUUACUAUUUGACUUAUAUACUUCCUGUCAUUGUUCGCCGAAUAGGCUGUGCAGAAACUAUUGAAGAUUGUGAAGAAAUAAGAUUAAGUUUGACAGAACUUGUUCAUAACAUUUUAUUGAAAUACAGAGGAACACAUUUAUUAAGUUCAUUUAUUAAUGAUUUUACUAGCAUUUUGACCAAGAUUAGUACGGAUCCUUUCCCAAAAGUGAAACUACAAGCAUGUGAAUGUAUUAUACUCUUGACCAAAGUUUUGCAGAGAGAUUUCCAUUUCCAGUCAGAAAGCUAUGUGAAGCCUCUUUUAUCAAAUUUCUCUCAUCAGCAUUUUAGAGUGCGAGUAGCUGCUAUUCAAGCUAUAGGUGCCGUUGUUAUGGCUGGUAAUGUAAAAUGUUUUGAACUGUCUAUCACUCCGAUGGCAGAAAAAUUGUUUGAUGAGAACACUCAAGUAAGACUUCAAGUAACAUUGGAAGUUGGGAAUUGGAUGUUAAGCUACAGAGAUCGUUAUUCAUUUUGGCAUAGAAUGAUACCAUUGUUGCUUACAAGUCUCAGUGAUGUGAUGGCUGAUGUUAGAGAGACUGCAACCAAAUUGUGGAAUGAUAUCGGAAUUCAAUACAUGGAAGAAAACGAAGAGGACCUAAAAAAGAAGACAGAUUUCCUUAAAGAUGUUCCAACUCAUUAUCCUGAUGUAAAACGCCCAAAUCUUGGAUGCAGAAUGCUAGUCCAAAGCAAUAUUGGGAAAAUUGUACCAGCCAUUGGUAAAGAAAUGGAUGGCUGGCAGGCCGAUGCUCGUCUCCGUUGUGCCCAGCUGCUAUGUUGGUUGUUAUUAUGUGCUGAAGAGGGCAGCACACAACAUGCUAACACAAUUGUCAGGACAUUACAUAGAGGAGCUAGUGAUGAUGACCAAAGAGUUGUGACCGAAAUAAAACGAGCAUCUGAACUAUUUGGGUAUUUUAUAACGCCGGAAACUUGGUGGCCGCUAUUGGAAGCUGAGGUUGACUCAUGGGGUGCUCUGUUUGUGAUAACUAACAUCUUGAAGGGCUCUAGGUCCGAACAAAUCAAGGGAAAAGUUAUGAUUGAGCUGUGUAAGGAAUUAUCAGAUCCCGACAGAUGUAGAUCGAGAAAGCCAAAGUAUCAAACAAAUUUACUCCACGUGACCGAGGCUUUAAUGGACUUGUGUAAAGAGGAUUGUAAUGAAGUUGCGGAACAUUUGUUCAUUAUCAACUUCACAGUGUACGCAAUGCCUUAUGACGAGAAAAUGCAGUUUAUGUCUUUGUCAAAUCUAGACAAGCUCCGCUACAUAGAGCAGUGUGGUCGCAGUCUAACUUGUCUGUACGAGCGUCAUAUACAGCGUGUUCUAUCAGACAUUACUAGUGACGCGCUAACAUGGACCUUACUUACACCUGACAGAUGCUUAUUGGAGUGUGUCUUGUUACAUGGAGGUCCAGCGAUGGGAGCUCAACUGCACCUUAUAGCUCCGUUGUUAAAAGAAUGCUUGUCCACCCCGAAAGUUGACCCUGAGGUCAAGUUGAAGCUUUUCACAACGUUUUCAUCGGUAUUAUUACAAAGGCAGAGCAAUUUCAGUAAAUGUGAUUCGGAUAAACUAGAAGCCUUCUUGAAGAUUGUCAUUGAAGAGGUGAUAAUGCCAAACCUUGUGUGGUCCCCCGGUCGCACGUCUGAGGCUAUCCGUACAGCCGCGGUCGCAUGUCUGUGCUCCGCCUUACAGGACCAGAAAGAUCAACUCAAUAUGGAGAAGGGUGGGGAUGGUGAUAAUAAUGAUAAGGAAGUAAACCUGUUCCCAUCCAAAGAAUCGCUGGAGCCAUUCCUAGAUGAGAUGGUGCCCUUACUAGUGGCUCUGACUGAUGAUAACUCGACACUAACUCGACAACACACGCUACGUGCUAUAUGCUCUCUGGCGUCCCUUGCGAAUCAACGGGACUGUUUCACCGUUGAAAUACUACAUAAACUAUAUUUCGUGGUAUUAAAGCGACUGGAUGACAGCAGCGACAAGGUCCGAUCGUUCGCAGUACAGACAUUGACAGUGUUGUUUAAAUGUCGCCCUGAAUACAACACUGUUGUGUUUAACGCUCACAUCGACGCCCUCUACAGCGCCAUGUUGAUACACCUAGAUGACAGCGAUGACGAUUUCCGGAAAGAGAUACUCGAGGCCUUAAUAUCGUUAAGUGAGAUAGAUCCGAAGCUUCUAUUGAAGAAAGUGAAGGCGAACAUUCAUCUAUAUAGAAAUAAAGCAGCGUAUGAACGCUUGUCUGACCAUAUAGAAAAAAAUUAUACCUCAAUUUGA
This is a messenger RNA of Danaus chrysippus (African queen), 2577 nucleotides long. NCBI's taxonomy places the organism in Eukaryota, Metazoa, Arthropoda, Insecta, Lepidoptera, Nymphalidae. The record is from the annotation of a GenBank genome assembly.